Topomyia yanbarensis is the source of this 8616-nucleotide messenger RNA. RefSeq names its product disco-interacting protein 2-like. Lineage: Eukaryota; Metazoa; Arthropoda; Insecta; Diptera; Culicidae. The transcript has 15 exons. The record is from RefSeq and is a predicted model, not a curated record. The coding region runs from base 543 to 7640 and encodes 2365 amino acids.
CAUCGGAGUCUCUCGGCGUGAUCGGUUGAACGACAAUUUUUCUGCUGCUUGGAUAUUAUGAUUUUUUGUGUUAUUAAAACCGGAUGGUAGCAACCAUUCAGGACCGUGAAGUAUUGUGCGUGCGUGAGAGGAAGUGAUGUUUGGAUUACGCUUCCGAAGUGACCAAUCAUCGAGUAAAAAAAUCCUCUCGGUUGUGUAUACUGCUACAAAAAAUUACGAAUUUAUCGAUGCGAUCAGCAACUAUAAUAUGCUAGUAUAAUAGCACGAGAGGUACUGUGAAUGGAGGAAAAUGAGUUUAAAAAGCAACUUGGAGUGUUGUGUAACGUGAAGUGAUAAUCUUAAUUGGGUAGUGAAUCAAAAUCACGCUUGCGCAAUUAAACCUGGAAAUAGUAAAUUAUUUAGGCAGUUCCAAUGGAAAAGAAAUUGCCACCCAAAAUCAGCAUGGGAUGUAGCCGGGAAAAAACAAACCAUGAUGACAAGGUGUGAAAAUCAAUGCUAUACUGUGAAAGAGGCGUGUACGAGUGUGUGAAUGUGUAACCAUCAUGAAGCCGAUUACUUUCGAAUCAAUCCGGAAUUUGCUCAAAACCAAGAAAAAACAGAAAGAUAAAUCCAGCAUCGAUCAGAGCUUCAAGCGGAGUGAUUCGUUCAAGCGUAUCAGCAUACGGAAAAGCUACUUGGAGCGUGGACGGAAACGCAAUGCCGCUGCAGUUCUACGAAGCUCCACAAAGAAUCUUGUUAACAUCAAUGAGUUCGAAAACCAGGCCAAGGUGAUCAAGCAACCGGAAAAGCUAGUUAAAUCAUCUGGCAACAAUGAAGCCAGCAGCUCUUCGGUUCCAAAAGAGGUACCUUCCCGCCCAAUUCAUGAGCUUACAUUUGAAGAGAAGCUGGAGUCAAAUGAUGCAUCCCUGGAUGAGAAAAUUCGCGCCCUUCAGGAAAUCAACGAUCGCUAUAUUAGCGAGAACCAAAAUCUUGUCGAGCAAAACUUUGAGGCUAUCAAACAUGUCGAGAAGGUUAAAAUCAAGAAGCCACCGCGACCCUCGAAACAGGGUCUCAAAAAGGCACGGGAAACCGAAGUGCAAAUCACGAAUCCAUCAGAUCUCAAAGCAAAAAGUUCAGAAUCUAUCAAUACGCUUACCUCCAACGAUACGAUCGAGUCGAACUCUCGUGCUAAAAACAUUUCUCACGUUAGUAUCACCGCUUCGGACGUAAUUCCCGAAGAAGAUGAAAGUACAAUUUACUCUUACGAACCGGAAACUCAAUCGACUAGUCGAAAGGCGGAAGACACCGACGACAAAUCAUUCUACAGCAUCAGUACCUUCACUAUAGAAAGUAACACUAUGAAUACCACGAAUGCUUCUUCCAGGAAGUCCUUCCGUAGUAGCUUCAGUACGUCGACAAAAACCACCGAGCUUCCAACAUUGGUAACAAUUAAAACUUAUUGCGAACCGAAUGCCUGCAUCCAAUCAACAACCCACGUUAACGAACGGUAUCUCGAGACCAGUUUUGACAGCUACCCGGAGGAUACUCUCACACACAAUGUGUCCAAAUCCGAUAUACUAGUAGCUAAAUCGUUUAGUUUGAACAAAGCGGCGAUUUCCAGUAACAAAGCCAAUAAUGAAACCAAAACAUCUUCUUUAAAAGAUGUUCGACCCAAAAUCAACACGCAAACUUUCAAAAUGAUCCGAAGUAAAUCUCGGGAAGGAAUCGUCAUUCGAAUCCCAGCGAUCGAUAGUGAUCUGAAUUCCCGGGAAACGAAUAAAACUGAGUUUAGCAGGAAAGAAACAGAGAACCUCAACCGUCAGCUUAGCAAUGAUUCAGCCUUAGACUUGAUAGAUGUUGAUAUUAAAGUGGACGAAAAAGAUAUGCGCAAUAAAGCGGUCGAGUUGAAAAACCAGAAAAACAAAUACAAAAAGAAAUUGAAGAAAGCAGCUGGAAAAACUGCAACUUUGGAUAUCGAUGACUGUCGGAAUCAUACUUUCAAAAGCCACGAAAAUUUUGAACUUGAACGAGGCUGUCCAUCGAAGGAACGACCGGAACCUAAGUUUAUCUUUCCUAGCAAGUACUUCGAGGAAGAAAAUAACAUCUUCUACGAUCAGACGGUUUACGACGAAAUGGAAGUUCCGUCUCCAGAGAACAGCAUUCCGUACGCUUUACGGAUUAAGGAGAAUCCCUUUACCAAAAAUAAAGAAUUCUAUUCCAUCAAUACCGGUAGAAUAUGGAAACAGCUGAAUCUGGGCCAGGAAGAAGAUCUGUCGAUCCUUUCAGCAACUCCCCGACUUCCAGUUCCUAAAACAAAGAAUGAAUCAUUCAAAUCAAUGUCUUCUAGGGAUUCGGGAUUCAGCUUGACUUUGACGAAACCGAAGAAUCUGUUUCGUCGAAAAUCGAAAAAAGCGACCUUGUUGCAACGAAGGAAACCCAAGCUGGCCGUCAGCAAGGAUGGCUAUUUCAAGCGAGUGAUGGUGGUGCAACGGAAUUCUUCAAAGCGGAAGCGCUCUCUACGGAAGGCUCGAAUGCAGAGCAAAGAUAUUUUCCGAGAGUUGUACGACGAAAAUUGGGUGAAGCUUGGUGAUGGCUUUGCCGAUCAACCGGCACCGGAUUUUGCCCGAGACUUUGAGAACUUUUGCAACAAUCGACGAUAUAAUCAGCGGAUUGAUGAUCUGGAAGCGUUCUACGAAGAGCAUCUGAAACGACUGAGGCAUUAUUAUAUACAGAAGAAGAAAUUGAACGAAGCGGCUAUUAAAGAGUUUUAUAAGGAUUACAACGGUGAAGAUGUGGAAGAAGGAAAUGAUUUAUACGAUUCGUUCAUGGUGUCGAGAAACGACACAAUACGGUUUAAGAAUCAUAUCCAAAGAAAAUACUUCCAGGAAAAGGAAGCGGAAAAUUCGAUGGAGUUUAUGUUUCCACAUCCUGAUAAGCGGAAGGCGAACGCGCUAGCUGCAAAACAAAAAGGGAAAGGAAAAAAACACUUGUUCCACGAGGUUCGCCCGUACGGAAGCUCUGUGGAACCGCUGAAUUCUAUGGAUCUUGCUGUAAAAGAAAUGGAGGCAGUAAAAGAACUACUGAAAUUCAAAAGGUCAUCUUCAGUUGGUUACACGGACGCCAACUUCCAGCUAUUGGCACCGACAAAAACUAACCGAGCUUUGGAUGAGUUGCAGCAUAGAAAAGAAGGCCAAGUGCGUGAAAUUUCGCUGGCCAGCGUAUUUCCUUCGGUCAAUGGAAAAGUGAAAUCGGGACAGGCAAAAAACACUGCUGAAGAGGAAGACGAUGACGGAGAGUUCAGUGAAAAUGAAUUUCUAAUUAAUAGCAUCGGUGAAAAUCUGUAUUGCAUUCGGUGUGACAAAGUGAGCAGUGAUUGUGAAUGUUAUGAUGAUACAACGGAAACGACCAAUGACAACAGUAACGACAACGAUGAAGAAGAUGAGUGCCGUGGUAAGGCCGGGGCAGGGGACGAGAAUAUGCCGGAAGAUGAUGACGAUGAAAAUUAUUGUGAUGUGCAUGAUUACAACGAUAUCAAUAUAGUGCACGUGAACCAUAAGAAAAAAGUGAAGAGAAAAAAAUCGAAAAAACGGGUGCGGAAAAAUCAUUCCACCCUGAGACGCGGCAGCUAUUGGGGUGACAUCACUCAAAAAGGAUACGAGAAAAAGAGGACAAGACUUUUGCAGCCAUAUUUAACCAAAAAUGCACAGCAAGAUAGAACAUUGCAGCAAUACCACAAAUUAGAUUUACAAAUUCUGAACGCGAUUAGCGCAAAUUUAUUCCAAUGUUAUUUUAAGGGGACCUCUACUCUCGAAUGUUCUAAAUACAGUGUCGGCACAGUUGCUCUGAAAAGUUGUUUGUUGGGCAUCAUUCUACAGAAUAAACGAAUGCACUCACAUUACAACUAUUUCUUCUGUUAUAGUUUCCUCACCGCUUGGUACGGCUGUAUGUUUCGCGGACUGGUCCCGUUACCAAUUGAGCUGCCCCUUUCCAGUUCCGAUUCCCCACCACAACAGGUAGGCUUCCUGCUAAGCUCGUGUGGAGUUCAAGUGGCGCUUACUUCGGAAGCAUGCUUGAAGGGCCUACCAAAAUCUUCCACUGGGGAAGUAGCCAAGCUCAAAGGAUGGCCUCGGUUGCACUGGUUUGUGACAGAACAUCUGCCAAAGGUACCGAAGGACUUCAACACCAAUAACAAUCGCAUUAACGAGGAUUCCAUCGCAUACAUCGAGUACACAACGGACAAGGACGGUAGUGUUAUGGGAGUUACGGUCACACGUCAGUCGAUGAUCAACCAUUGUCGAGCGCUGACAAUGGCAUGCCAUUAUACCGAGGGGGAAACUAUAGUAUGUGUGCUGGACUUUAAACGAGAAGUCGGACUGUGGCAUAGCAUUCUGACGUCGGUACUCAACGGCAUGCACGUGCUUUUCAUUCCGUAUGCUCUGAUGAAGCUAAAGCCAUCAUCUUGGAUGCAGCUUAUUACAAAAUACCGCGCCUCGUGUUGCCUAGUAAAGAGUCGUGAUCUACACUGGGGUCUACUGGCAACCAAAGAUCACAAGGAAAUCUCACUUUCUUCUCUACGAAUGCUCCUAGUUGCGGACGGUGCCAACCCAUGGUCUCUUUCAAGCUGUGAUCAAUUUUUGAGUGUAUUCCAACCGAAGGGACUGCGAGCGGAUGCAAUUUGUCCUUGCGCGAGUAGUUCGGAGGUGUUUACCGUUUCACUAAGACGACCAGGUCGCUCUGCAGGUGCCUACAAUCAAUCGGCAAGUGGCCGUGGUGUGCUUUCAAUGGCUGCUCUUUCUCAUGGUGUAGUACGGGUGGACAGCGAGGAUUCACUCACGUCGCUAACUUUGCAGGAUUGCGGACAAGUUAUGCCAAGUGCUACGAUGGUAGUAGUGAACGCUGAAGGUCCUCCGGUGCUAUGUAAAACGGAUCAAGUUGGUGAAAUAUGUGUAACGUCAGGGUCCACAGGAACAACCUACUUUGGACUCGAUGGCAUGACUAAUGCUACUUUCAAAGUUCAACCUCUCACAGAACCAUCCCCGGUUAAGGAAGGGGAAGUACAAACGCCAGGGAAACCUAUUGGUGAGGAAUCUUAUGUUCGCAGCGGGCUGCUUGGUUUCCUAGGUCCUGGCGGCUUGGUGUUUGUGUGUGGUUCAAGAGAUGGUUUAAUGACCGUAACUGGGCGCAAACAUAACGCGGAUGACAUCAUCGCGACCGUGUUAGCCGUCGAGCCAGUCAGAUUCAUCUAUCGAGGCCGUAUUGCAGUGUUCAGUAUCAAAGUGCUUCGAGAUGAGCGUGUAUGUGUGAUUGCCGAACAACGACCAGAUUGUUCCGAAGAAGAGUCAUUCCAAUGGAUGUCUCGCGUGCUCCAAGCAGUAGACUCCAUUCAUCAGGUAGGAAUCUACUGCUUGGCACUAGUUCCUCCCAAUCACCUGCCAAAAACACCCCUUGGAGGAAUUCAUCUCACCGAAGCUAGACGGCGGUUCCUGGAGGGAUCACUGCAUCCCGCCAAUGUGCUCAUGUGUCCACACACAUGUGUCACUAACCUACCGAAACCGAGAGAACUUCAUCACGGUUCUAUCCAACAACUUCAAAUUUCCGGCACCACACCGUCGUCGUCGACUUCGAUCAACACCGCCGGUACAGACGCCUCCGUCGGGCCGGCGUCGGUGAUGGUCGGCAAUCUGGUCCAGGGCAACCGUCUUGCUUCAGCCCAGGGACGCGACAUUGGAUUGGCGGACGAUAACGAACGAAAGCAUCAACUGAUAACUGGAGUGCUUCGAUGGCGAGCCAACUCUUCCCCAGAUCACGUCCUGUACACGCUGUUAAAUUCCAAAGGUGCUGUGGCUAAAACGCUCACAUGCUCUGAGCUGCACAAGCGAGCGGAGAAAAUUGCCGCUUUGCUACAAGAACGUGGUAAAGUAAAUCCAGGCGAUCACGUUGCCUUGAUUUUCCCGCCCGGUUUGGAUCUUAUCUGCGCCUUCUAUGGAUGUCUGUAUCUCGGUGCUGUUCCAGUUACGAUACGACCGCCCCAUCCACAGAACCUCAUUACAACCCUGCCCACCGUUCGGAUGAUUGUGGAUGUAUCUAAAAGCGGUAUCAUCCUGUCGAUUCAAAGUAUCAUUAAACUGCUCAAAUCCCGUGAGGCGGCCACUUCAAUUGACCCGAAGAGUUGGCCGGUAAUUCUGGAUAUUGAAGAUAAUCCGAAACGGAAACUAGCGGCCAUCGCCAAUAGUACACUGGAUUCUACGGCAUAUCUAGAUUUCAGCGUUUCCACCUGCGGACGACUGAGUGGAGUUAUAAUUACACAUAGAUCUCUUUCAAGUUUGUGUGCCAGCUUGAAACUAGCCUGUGAAUUGUAUCCUAGUCGCCAUGUGGCACUUUGCCUUGACCCGUACUGUGGUCUGGGUUUCUCCAUGUGGACAUUAAUAAGCGUUUAUAGCGGCCAUCAUUCAAUUCUGAUAGCACCGUACGAAGUUGAAGCUAAUCCCAGUCUGUGGCUAAGUACAUUAUCACAGUACCGUGUCCGUGACACGUUUUGCUCAUACGGAGUGAUCGAGUUGUGCACAAAAGCCCUAAGCAAUUCCAUCCAGAUGCUAAAGCAGCGCAAUGUGAAUCUUGGAUGCGUUCGAACCUGUGUGGUGGUUGCUGAAGAGCGUCCCCGUGUGCAGCUGACGCAACAGUUCUGUAAACUGUUCCAGGCAUUGGGCCUCAACACUCGCUGCGUGUCGACUUCGUUCGGUUGCCGCGUAAAUCCAGCUAUAUGUGUACAAGGUGCCAGUUCGGCCGAAAGUGCACAGGUUUAUGUUGAUCUACGAGCACUGCGUAACAAUCGGGUAGCACUCGUUGAGCGAGGUGCUCCAAACUCACUCUGUCUGGUGGAGUCUGGUAAACUACUACCAGGCGUCAAGGUUAUAAUUGCCAAUCCAGACAGUAAAGGUCAAUGCGGCGAUUCGCAUCUAGGAGAGAUAUGGGUACAAUCGUCCCACAGUUCAAACGGUUACUUUACAAUCUACGGAGAUGAGACCGAUUACAACGACCAUUUUAACGCAAAACUGGUCACAGGAUGCAGCAUUAGUGAUACAUGGGCUCGAACGGGAUACCUUGGAUUUCUGAGACGCACCGAGUGUUCACAGGCUGGUUCGAUACUAGACGAAACCACUCCCAGCAUCGCUAGUCGAGAUUCGGACAAUGAAUCGAUUCACUCGCAGGGUCACAACACGCUGAAUUCGACGACGAGCUCCAACGCGGGCAACACAACGAUUGGUGGCAGCGGAAACGAGCAGGAGUUGCAUGACGCGGUAUAUAUUGUUGGUGCGCUCGAUGAAGUCAUCACACUACGCGGCAUGUACUACCACCCCAUUGAUAUCGAGAACUCCGUGCUGCGCUGCCACAAGAAAAUUGCAGAAUGUGCAGUUUUCACAUGGACGAAUCUACUAGUGGUAGUGGUAGAAUUGGACGGCAAUGAAUCUGAAGCAUUAGAUUUGGUGCCAUUGGUGACCAAUACUGUUCUAGAGGAACAUCAGUUGAUCGUAGGUGUUGUUGUUGUUGUGGAUCCUGGAGUGGUUCCUAUCAACAGCAGAGGAGAGAAGCAACGCAUGCACCUGCGAGAUGGAUUCCUAGCUGAUCAGCUUGAUCCCAUCUAUGUUGCUUACAAUAUGUAAGCUGAGUCAGCAAAACAGACAACCAAAGGCUAACAAAUCGUGUACUGUGCCUCUCAUUCGUUUAAUUUUUAAGUGAUGCCUAGAUGCCACCAACCUGGCGAGCAUCGGUGAUACUAUUGCCAACUUACAAACGAAGAGCUGUAAGAGGAAGAAAAUUAACGCACAUCACAUACACACCCAUAUAUGCCUAUAAACGUUGUAAAGCAAACGAUUGCUAAACUACAAAAAGAUCGCAAAAACAGGCAAAUAAGUAUGAUCUAACCUCUUUCAUUAGAAAACGAGGUACAUUUUACAACAGAACAUUUUCUCAAAUUUUCACUGUAAAUAUUCUGUACGUCGUUUGGACAAGGAAAAUUAAUGAUUUUCCCUACAAUUAGGAAUAACGAUUCGAGUUAUCAAUCGUUUCCUUAGUGAUUUUGUGUAUUCGUCGGUUGGAAUUUACAUUGAGCUUAAUUGACGUAGGUCUUCGUUAGGUCUAAUAUAGACAGGGAGCAAUGAACCCACUAAAAUAAAACAAAAUACUAUGAAGAUGUAGAAUGUGUAUAUUGAUUUUGUGCGCACAAGCUUUUUAUAACCGUUUAUUUUGACAAUUAUUUUCAGUAUUGAAAGUUUCUUUUUGUAAAUUUCAUAUUUCAUUAAACACGCGAUAAAGGAAGUAUGAAAAGUAACGAUCGAUGCAUUAUUGUUUUUAACUUCAUAAUCUAGUCUUUUUAUUUUUUCUGUGUAUAUUUUACUACGAAUGGUUCUACCUAUUUGUUUGCAUAAAGUAAGUUGUAAACUGUAAGCAGAUUUUAGUUGUGAUUAUUGCUUUUAUUUGUAAAUUGUGAAUAUUUUUACGCCGUAACCUGUCGGAUCUCUGUUCCUUAACAUCACUUCUAAACCUACGAUUGUCAUCAUCAUUCCCUAGAAUUAACCAAGCAGUUAGAUGUCCCUCCAACACUCUUCCAAAAAAGUCAUCGAAAUUCAUCGAAACUAU